AUGGAAGUGCUGACCAGUCUGUCAGAGCCAAUCAACAAAACAUUCGACCGGCAUUCAGAGAAUGUGGAACUAGGAGAACGUGCAAGAAGAAAUGAAGAUCGUAAACGCUUCUACAUAAAGGUUCUCAUUUUAUUUCUCAUCCAACUGUGUAUUAUGAUAUUUGUAUUCUUUACAUUUCAUUAUAUUUCAGUUAUAAAACAAUGGAUAGGUGGACAUCUCUGGUUAAUGUACUUUUUAGGCUUAGUGAAUGGCUACAAUGUGAUUAUUCUACUGAGAGUCCCAACAAUUGAACGCUUUUUCCCAUUUAACGCGAUAACACUGAGUAUUUUUGCGUUAUUUCAUUCAAUUAUUGUGGCGCAAUUAACAUCGGAAACGGAUGCAUUCACUAAAAGCUUAUCAUUCUUCUUUAUCCUAAUCACAUCGACAGUUAUCUUUGUCUUCACAACACGAUAUUCACAUGAUAUAACCGAUUACUUUGAUCAGUAUUUCUAUGUAUUUACAAUACCAUUGGUAUUGAUGCCAGCCUUCAUUGUGGUGUUCGCGGUUAAAGGUUUUGAAAUAAUGUUAACUAAAGUGUUUAUGGCAUUCGCCUCAAUACACUUUCUAUUUUUCUUGAGUAUUACAGCUCAAACUCUGCAAGGCGGUCAUUCCAUUGAAGUUGACCAGCAAGAUUAUGUUCUAGGCUCAAUGCAAAUAUUUACGGAAAUUAUUUGUUCAUCUUUAUCAGUGACAGCAUUAUCUGAUGGAAGCACGUCAAGUGAAUAUUAUUGGUUUACAACAAUAUUUUUAAUAUUCAAUAUUCAACUAGCUUAUUUUUUUAUUCUUGCGUCACACCCUACUCUUACUAUCAUUAUUAUUUGGUGCUGUUUUAACGCGUUUGAAUUCAACAGUAACGAUAAAAAUACAAAAUGGGUGGAGACGACAAAAAACAUGGCAGUGGCUCUAAAGAUCAUAAAAAAGAGCAUAAAGAUCAUCAUAAAGAUGGUUCCAAAGAACACAAAAAAGAUCAUAAAAAGCGAUCAGGUUCAGGGAAACGCUCUAGUUCAUCAUCAUCGUAAGCAGCAAGAUUAUAUUUAUAACAAACUAAUUCAUGAAAUUGAGAUAACUACAAAAGCUAAAAUUAACUCUACUAAAGACUAA
Molecule: messenger RNA, 1140 nt
Organism: Trichobilharzia regenti
Lineage: Eukaryota; Metazoa; Platyhelminthes; Trematoda; Strigeidida; Schistosomatidae
Source: the annotation of a GenBank genome assembly